GAGGACGCACGAGUAGAUCGCUGCGGAGUUUUUGUCGUGUUAUUGUUGUUUUUGAGCUGGUUUUUCUGUGAAGUGUUUUGAUUUGGAUGUGAAGAUUUGGCGCUGGAUUGAUUUAGAGUAGAUUUCUGGAUACGGCUUCCAAUGGCUUGAUUGAUUGUGUGCUGCCACUGUGUGCUGAUUCCAAAUAUGGAACCUUCCGAUCGCGUAACUCGUUCUGCAACCCGUGGUUACUUUAAAUGUGAUUCGGAAAAAAUUAUCUCUGCUGAUGUAAUCGCGAAUAUUCCGCGCUUGUUGAGCAUUUCAGAACGGGUAAAUUACGAACAUUCUCCGAACCAAGAAACACCAAUUGCGUUAACGGAAGAGACUAAGUCGGAUUUACCAAAAGACUGGACUGAUCAGGAUACGUACAAUUUCCAAAACAGCUCCAAAGAGAGAGGCAAAAAUUUCGAUGAAAUUUCAACAGAAAUUCGCAAAUCGUUUUCCGAUUGCGUGUUUUUUUAUUACCGGACAAAGAAGGUGACUGAUUACAAGAAGCUUGUUGCUGAGGGUUCGAUUUCUCGCAAAGCUGAUACAGCUGUUCGCAACGUUUCUGAUGCCCGCGUGAUUGCUGUUACUGGUCGUCAACGUUCUCAUAUUUCUACUAUCAAUAAACGUCCCAAUGAACGUCCACUAAGCUCAUCAUUUUCCACCGUGUCUAAAGCCACUUUUAGUGGCCCAAUGCAAGGUUCGGAAAAAGCUGUCCGUCAAACCAGAUCUGUUACUAACGGUAGUAAGUAUGAUUUAUCGACAAGUGCCUCGACUACAGUUGCUCGACAUGCAGCACAAGUUUUCCCGUAUCAGCACUCACUUGAACGUUGUCUAGAACCUGUGACGCGAGUUCAAGUCCCACCAGCUAUGGCCAUCGAUUCUCCUACGAUGCCCGUUUUAAGGCUGCUUCAUGAACAUGGGGAUGAGUUCUCGCUAGACCAUUCUUAUGAGUCCGAUCGCUCUAUGCCCAACUUAGUUCCACUCUCACCUCCAUCUACUCUCACCGGUUCUUCUGGAUAUGCGUCGACAGCAUUUUCUCGACCUGCAGCACAAAUUUCCCCGUACCGAUACUCACUUGGAUCGUUAUUUUCUAGUGGACCUUGUGAGGAGCGUUCAGUGCAUGGUUCAGACGAGUACACUUUUCGUGAAACUAAGACGUUCACUGUUUUGAAACGUAAUUCGUCAGAAUGUGGAUCACCACCAUCACGUACUCGACCUACUAUAUUAGUAGCCCCUUACCGACGCCUACUUGAACGUUGUCUCGAAGCCCGUGUUGUAGUGACGCGAGUUCAAGUCCCACCAGCUGUGGCUGUCAAAUCUCCUACGAUGCCCUGCUUGAUAAGUAGCUAGUAGCCUAUGUGAAUGAUGAGCUAUCGGUAGACCAUUACUAUGAUUCCGAUCGCUCUAUGCCCAACUUGUUUCUAUUCUCACCAUAAUUUUUAUCUUAAACCGUCCCACAAACUAUGAAAUUUCUUUUGCAACAGUCUUGGAACAUUAUUUUCAACAAAAUUGUACUUGUUGAACUUCGUUAAAUUUUAAAAUUUUCACAUAUGGUUAAUUGGUUACUUGCUUGAUUUAGGUAUUGAACAUAAAUUGUUUGACUAUUAUUUGGUUCGUUUUCCGGUGGGUUUUUCUCAAUGAAAUACAACACAAAAUAUGAGAUUCUUGAUUUGGUUAA
Messenger RNA from Daphnia pulicaria, 1705 nucleotides. RefSeq lists its product as uncharacterized. The coding region runs from base 187 to 1377 and encodes 396 amino acids. Lineage: Eukaryota; Metazoa; Arthropoda; Branchiopoda; Diplostraca; Daphniidae. The transcript is spliced from 6 exons. The record is from RefSeq and is a predicted model, not a curated record.